UUGAGUUUUUUAUUGCAAAAAUGCCUCAAAGAUUUAAUCAAAAUGAACAAGAGAUUAUUGCUAAGCAUAUAAAUUAGUUUUCUCGAGAAAGAGACGCUGGCAGAACACUCUUGGCCCGUGGACGCCGUAUGGAGUACAAUGCAAGGUGUAAUAAAUAUUCCUAUGUAAAAUAAAAAGCGCUUUUAAAUAAUAUAGCGAGUUGCUGAUGGUUUAGAAAUGGGCAUUUCAACAGUCCGAAGGAUUGGGAUUAAAGAGAUCGUAACUGAUGAAGAGUUCAAGAAAAAAUGAAUAAUGCCGAACAAAACUCGCCUCAAUCAGUAAUAUGUAUAGGAACAUACGUAAAAUUUUCUAAACAAUAUGAACUGACCUCAGACAUACCCUAAAACUCAUAUUUGACAAAUAAUAAUGAUGACGUAAUGGUGAACGAUAGCCGAACAGUCUUUAUCUGGAAAAAAUAGCUUUCAUGGCGUCCAUUCGUCCAACUAGUUCUCUUUGAACUUCGUCAAUCAGUUUUUCAUUUACAUUUACUAUUUUUCAAUUUUAUGCGAAGGGGCAAGUUUUAAUCACCCUGUACAUAGGUACGCGUAUUUUAUAUUUAUCAUUAAAUUCGAAGGUUUAUUUAACCGAUAAUAAUUUUAAAAUCACCUGUAUUUUCUUUUAAUUAUGAUGAAAAAAUUAUAUCUAUUAAUUAUAAAUUGUUUUUAACUGUUAAAAAAGAUUAUAGGUACCUCAUUAAAUCCAUUUUAAACAAAGGAAAUUAAAAACGAUACAAAUGCAAGGUAAUGUUUCUAUUGUUAAUAACAAAUUCGCGAUUAAAAGCUCAAGGGCAAUAUUAUUUCCUCGUAAUAAAGACCAUAAAAAUAUUUAAAAACAAUAAUUUUUAUUUAAAAUGAGCUCUGUCUAGUAAACUAUGAACAUAAAUAAAAUAUCUCACAGGAGACAAAGAACAAAAGAACGAAAAAUUAAAACAGGCGAUCCAUGACGUUGAAUUUAUUUAUAACUAAAUAAAAUGGCUAAAUUUUAACGCGGGAAAUUUUGUUACACUCAGUCGCACUUAUCAUCACAUUACCAAUGCUCAAAAUAGAAUAUCUAUUUCACAAUAUAAAAUAAACACAACGCAACCCACAAUACACCUCAAUCGAUGGCCAUUUACCUACGAAGUUACUUUUACCGGAUUAAUCUUUUAAAUCCAUAACAAGAAUGAAAUUUUCGUGACAAUCGCGUAACAAAAGGCUAUUUUUCGCCGAUUCGUCGACACUUUAACAUUGUACCUGUUAAAAAAUUUGAUUAGAAAAUGCAAAAGGUGUGAUGUAACGAAGCAAAUCAAAUUAAUAUCUGUCGACUCGCACUUAUCACAUCUAUUUUCACUUUUCGAACGGGGCGCGCUCGACUAUCUUGACUCGGAGAAUGUUUAUUUCUUUCUGCAUUCUCUACCUCCAUUCCGUUUUAUUCUAAAGCGCCAGUUAGUACGAGCACAUCCCGAAACAUUACGAUCGUUUACGAAUUUAACUCUGUGCCGUGACGUCAUAUAAUUAGAGUAAAUACAAAGUAGACGAUGGUGUCAGCGUGCCAUUUUCGUGUGCUCUUGUGAUUAAAUUCAAGAAAAAAAUGGAUAUAAAUGACAUACAGUUAAUUGGGGGUCCCUGCGGCCAACACGGGCCCUACACGUUUUUUAAGGCUUUCAAAUACGUGAAGAACGGUGUUAAAAAAAUAAUAACUCUCAGUGAGUUUUUCUUUGUGAAAAUGUGGCGAGACUCUGACUUGUUGUGCAUUGGUGAAUUGCAAUUAUUGUGGAUAGAUAAAAACAACGAACAGACUUUGGCCAGUUUGAGGCUGUAUUUCCUGCCAGAAAACACCCCAGAGGGUCGAAUGGACCAAGGAGAGGACGAAGUCCUAGCCAUAUCCGAGAAAGUGGUCAUCCGCGUCGAGGAUCUGAUCACGUGGAUCAUCGUGGAUGCGGAAUGGAGCUGGGGCAGGCUGGCCGCUUGCGAGUCCGACCUGAAGGACGUCCAGAUAGAGCCGGACCAAUGCGCUUCCCCCAGGAAACCGGCAGGAAACAGUUUCAGCUUGUCCGAAACCGGUUUGGACUAUUUCGAAAUCGAACAGGAACGCCAACAAAUCGAACCCACCGUAGACAUGGACAUGAAACCUCACGUGGUAAUCCUAAGUUUUCCAAGGUACUGUCGAUACAGGGCGAUGUUGAAAAGACUGGAAGGCGUAGAAAAUCUUUACCUGAAAUGCAAGAUCGUCAAUGCUCUCGGGGGAUUUUACGUUAAACAUCCCAACACAAGGGUAUUGUUUUGUCGAGACACGUUCGAUUAUCCCGAACUGGAAGGACACGAACUACUCUGCAACCACUUGGCUCCGAAACUCAAGGGCCGUCCUCGGAGCAAGCGGAAAAAACGGAGCAUUUCACCGGGAUCGGAAAGUAACGAAUCAGAAUCGUCUCUUACUAAUCAUUAUGUUAGAUCAUCGGAAAAAGCAAACGGAACAUCUUCAGAUCCUCCAAUCGCAACACGCCGAAGUACCCGUUCCCACGAAAACAACGAAAAUAAAGAAUUCAUGAAAACUUUGACAGUUUUCAUGAAGUCGAAGCACAUAUCGAUGGGACGAGUGCCAUCGUUAGGAUAUAAAGAAUUAAAUUUGCACGAGUUCUUCGUGAAAGUUCAGAAACUGGGAGGAUACGAUUGUGUGACGACAAAUCGUUUAUGGAAAUCUGUUUUUGAUGAUAUGACUGGCCAUCUCAACAGUACAAGCGCCGCUACUGUGAUUAGAAGACAUUAUGAAAGAUUUCUUCUUGCUUACGAAAAGCACUUAAAAGGGGAAGAAUACAAGCCUCUUUCGAUUGCUGAAAGGCGUAGAUUGAAAAGGAAGAAAUCGAGUAACGCUAGCAGCUCUUCCAGUGAUGGUGAUUCUAGCAAUGAUUCCCCUACUCCUUCUACUUCAAGGGCUAGUAGUACCCCACCUCCUAAUGAGUCUAAGGAAUUAACACCUGCUGGAAAAUUCUCAUCGCUCAGAAGCAUACGAGUUAAACCGGAAAGACAAAAGAAUAAACAGAAUUCUGUUAGUGAUAAAACAAGUGUGGCAGAUGUCAACUUGGACCAAAGUGUUAAAAUUGAAUCGCCAGAGGACGACAAAGAAAGUGUUCAUGAACUGAUAAAAAGUGAACCUGAAGAUAUUCAGGUUAAUAGUAAAAUAGAAGAUAGAUUAGAAAUAGAUUUAAAGCCUGAGUGUGAUGAUGUACAAAUAAAGAAAGAAGAAAAUCAGGACGUUAAAGAAGAAACAGAGUCCACCCCUAGCGAGCCAACAAGCAUUACUCCUUCCAUACCUGAGGGUACAAAAACCGAUAUUUCUAUUCCGGAUAAAAAUGUCGAACCUCUUACGUCGGCAGUUGCUCCUAUCGCUGUAACUGUAAUUCCCGAUAAAAUUCUAUCUCCAGUAGAAGGUAAAGAAAAUAUUCCUGAAAUAAAAACUGGAGAAACAGUGAUUCCUAAUGUUACUCCAGAAAUUACUAAUGUCCCAUAUAAAGCAAAAACACCGAACGUUGAAGCGGAUGAUGAGUACAAGAAAAAUACAGAUACAUCUUUUCUGCAAGACGUUAAGAAAAUCAAGCUAGAUAUUUUAAAGGAAGGUGGGCUAGAAGUGACGCCCGUACGUUCUGGAGUCAAUUCUCCAACUCUAAAAGAUAUUCGUCCAACAGUCAUUCAGCCAACUUCACAUUUGAGUGAAUCGAAAGCUGCCAAACUUCCGGUGUUGGUAAGCAAUCCACUACCGAGACGGCACAGUUCCGCAUCUAUAUCUCACAGUGUAAAUAUUACCCACGUAAAGGAUUCUACAAGUACUUCAAGCAGAACUAGUAGCAAAUCCGAAAGUUUUUCGUUUAAUGCUGGUUCCACCCCACCAAAAGUUGUUCAAUCAAAAUCAAUUUAUUCCUACUCAGAAAUGACUGUAUAUGGCAAUCCUAAAGAUAUGCUACAGCCGGUAAUGGCUCCUCAGACACCGAGGUUUGUUCCUGUUAAUGUUAGAUCCAACGGGGGCGAUCCGAUGGAUUUAUCUAUUACCAGUCCGCAAAAGCCAGUCGUUGAAAUUAUGCGCAUACCGCAAAGUAGUACGUCCACCUCGUACCUAACCAACGAGCGAGAACGCGUUACUAAAAACUUGUAUAAACCAUCGUCCAUCAUAUUGGAUGGUAGAAAGCUAGGUUCAAACUUGGAAAUUACUUUAGUCGGUUCAAAAUCGGCCGGUAGUGCGUCAAAAUCGUCCGGGUUUCUUUCAAAGCCAUCGUCGCACAAAAGAUCGAACCACGAACACAACGCUUUUAAGUUAGAUAGAGUCAAAGAAGACGAAAGAAUGAAGAGGUAUGGCAAAUAUCACAUUCCAACUAUGAACAAGAACAAUGCAGAAUUAACGGCUUCUCAUGGCAUGAGCGUCAAUAAUAAACCUACCGCUCGAGAACCUCCGAUGGUACAAAAACCUUUGCCGCCAUCGUUCCCACAAACGAUGCCACCUUUCCUGUCCCAAUUUGCCUCACCUGAAAGUACUAACGGAUUAAAUCAUCGCCUUAUGCCUCUGAUAGACACGCUCUAUUACCAGACGGCUUUGCAGAACGUUUACUCAAAUCUUCCUAAUAUGCCUCCGCCCAUGAUACCUCUUCCCACAUCUGAGCAACUGAAAUUUUACGCAGAACUUAUUGCUCACGGCAGGAUGAAUUCACCGUUUCCUUUGCCCAACGGACAAUCACCAUUAAAUAAUAAGAAACCGUAAUUUGAUUUUCCAUAAAGAUGAAUAGUUCUGGUCUUUAUGUAUACAGUUAAACUGGUCAGUGUGAGAUUGGAUGAGGAACCAUAAACCCAGGAUGUAAGUCUCACAAACCCUUAAAACAUAACAAUGUUUAGAAUGUCUUUCAGGCGUUCAUGAGAAUAACAGAAUUGUUAUAAUAAGAGAUAAUGUUGAUAUGUCAUCAACUGAUAAGAUUCAAUAGAGAGAGUAAGAAGAGUUAUACAUAAUGACGUACAUUUCGUGUUGUUUGUGUCUUUAUGUUUAUACUAGGAUUACAAGAUUAAGACUCUUUAAUAUACUUGUAAGCAUAACAUUUGGAAUACAUAUUUUUUUACUAAAAGUGUUAAAUCUGGCCUAUGAACUGGACUUGCCUAUUUAUUUUGAUUAGCAAUUUUUUCCUAACUGUAUUUAUAGGUAAUUAAUUGUGUUAAACCACAAUAUAAAUAUCUAAGCAGUAAGUUAGCUCUCGCCAAUUAUAUUAAGUUCGAUGUUAUAUAAAUACAAGUUUUACUUUUUGUGGGCAUUUUAUACAGGGAAAAUUUUUAGAUAUUUCAUGUACAAUGUCAUACCUAUCUUAACUGAGUUUUGGAAAUAUUAAGUGUUUCCGGUACUAUUCUUUCAAUACUUUUGACAUAUCCCCAUAAGAGAAGUCUAAUGACGUUAGAUCAGGUGAUUGUGCUGGCCACUCAAUCGAUUAUCGCCUCCCUAUCCAACAAUUUGGUAAUAUUUGGUCGGGGUACUGCCGAAUAUUGUUUUGGGCGGUGCUCCAUCUUGCUGAAACUAGAGUGUGGAGAUGGAGAUCUCUGUCGUUUUACUUUUUUUUGGGUGUUAUUUCAUUAUUCCGUAUUUUUCUUUAAUCCGCUGAGGAUUUCCUAAAAAACAAUAGCGGGAGUUUUGACGAUUAACAUUACUCUAAAGUCUAAAAUAAGUGUUCUAAUUGGAUCACAUUGUUAUCUACUGUUGUGUCAAAACCUUUCAUGAGCUCUAGAUUUCAAAUUACAUUAUAGGGGCACAUUUAAUUUUCUUUUUGCACUGAUUACCGAUUAAUGGCUAACAUUGAACAUUGGGGUCAACAGAAAUAUCUAACACAUGAUGAAAUCUUCUCUAGAGGGUAACUACCGUAUGAUCGAAAAAAUCGGCGUCCAGUGGGCUUGGAAAUGACGAUCGAUGACAUGCCAUUGUAAAUUUAUAUGGAAUUUUACGUAUAAAAUGACAGCGAUCUUCAUUUCAUAGCCAUUGCUGACGCUGUUUUUUUUUUCGAUCAUAUUGUGUAAGGUAAAUCCAACCCUAAAGAUUUUUUUUAAUUUUGACGACUUAACUUAGUGGUUAGAUUUUUAUACUACGGUUAAACAAUUUCAUAAUCAAUAAAAAUAUUAUUUGUACCUCUGACUACAUCAUGCCUUAGACUAGGAGCAUCAUGCAUGGUUAAAUAAUUAACACAAUAUAAAAGGUACUGUGAUUUUUGUAUCACGGUUUAUUUAUUUGUUUAUGGCACUAUUAUAUUUAUAUACUGAAUUAUAAUGAGUUUAUAAUUUUAUUAUUUAUUGAUAUGCUUUUUUUUUCUAAUUGACAAUAAAUUGAAAGCGAUUGCACUAAUUUAAAUAUUAUUAAAAUAUUUAUUAUGUUUUUUAAUAAUAUUUAAAAUAGUGCAAUAAUUAUAAUUUUAUUAUUGAAUUAUGUACGAUUCUAUUCUUGAAUGUUUUUUAAUUCAUUUUCAUCACUUCACGUCUAGAUAUUGGUAUUUAUUUUGUUAAAUGGGCAAAUUUUAUGUUACGACUGUUAAGUAAUACUGUUAAAUUAAAUGUUGUUAAAAUACCAAAAUAUUAUUUCAUAUAUGUUAAGUUUUAAACAUUAAUCAUGAAAGUCGGUUUUAUUUAAAGAGACUAACAAAGUCCUAUUUGUAUAGUGCUAUCUAGAUGACGAUUGCAUCGUACUGAAUAUUCCACUGAAUUAAGAAAUAAAUGUGCGUUUACAGACAUCCAUCAUGCGUCAUUCGUUGUUAAUAUUAUGCAAUUUUUGUGGUUUAUUUCUAAAAUGACAGCACAUUAGAUUAGAUUAGAUUCUUCGAGAUGGCUAUCGCCCUUAUAAACUGCAACCUUUUCAGAAAGUCUAUCUUAAGGUAGUAUCAGACACAGCUACUUUUGUUGCGCAAUUUUUUUGCAGCCGCUGCAAAAGUUGCAUACAGUGUUAGGGUACAAACAUAGUGAGGCAUCUCGAUGCGAUGCUCGCCGCUAUGCACAUUCUACGCGCAGUUACUCGCCAUUUUAAAACAGUACUUAAAACGUGCGCGUAGGGUGCAUCGCGGCGAGCAUCACAUCGAGAUGCCCCACUAUGUAUGUACCCUUAGAUACACCAGCGGAAAGUAGCCCAAAACGCGCAGUUUUUAUGCAGCAGCUGCCUAAAAAAGUUGCAAGUCGACACUACAUGCUUUUCAUAUGUUCACACCAAAACGCUACUUUUGCAACAUAUUUUGGUAGCCGCAGCCUUGGAGGGGCAACAUUCAACAGUACACCACCCACAGCUCAAGGUAUCGUAUGUGUACCUUUUGGGAGAUGUUUGCGUUUUUUUUAAAUGGAUGACGCAACAGUGUUAGCAGCGGCAUAUUUAUAUGUGACUUUGGCAGCGAAACAAAAGCGGCGACAAAAAAAAACAAGAGUGUGGGUCAGGGAAUGGAUAAGAAAGAGCGAACAGUUGAGUGCAUUCAAUAAUUUACUUACUGAAUUGAAUGCUCAAGACGAGUGGCACUUUAAAAAUGGAUUUUAACAACAUCUUAGAAAAAGUAAGUCUUUACUAAAUACCUAAAUAUAAAUCCUGGAGUUAACUGAAAGAAAGUGUAUACAUUUCGGACAUACCAUCAGAAUACUUCACCGAUGUUCGCAGUAAAAGUUUCAAGUGAUUAGUAAUCUUUUGCUGCACUUGCAACCUUCCUCAACAACUGUUCACACACGGCUAUUUCUUAAACUGCGCACAACAAAAAAGUAGCCUACGCAACCAAGCUGCGAUCGCAACGUUGCAGGUUGCGCAGUUUUUAAUGUACUGCGCAACAAAAGUAGCUAUGUCUGAUACUACCUUUACUUUAUUUUUUCGUGUCCGGACAAAACAAAAUUCUUAAAACUUAAUAUUAAAUAAUUUCCGUUCAUUGCCGGGCUACGUUAAUUGCGUUUUCAUUUGCCAGCCAUAAAUCUUGAGAACUACAAGUAUAAAGUCAGUUUCUGCAUCUGGUACAUGCUCCAUGUCUUGUUCUUCGCCGCAUUCACACUGGGUGUCCACAUUCUGAUUUAUACACCAUUUCACUAGGUGGGCUUUUACUGUAGCGACAUUAAGUGUUCUCCAGGUUUUCCAAUUCAAAUGAACUCCCGUCGGUGGAUCUUGAUAAAAGGGGAACUCGUCUGGUGGUUCAACAUUUACAGUAUUUAUGAAACCUUAUGCCUCUGAUAGACACGCUCUAUUACCAGACGGCUCUGCAGAACGUUUACUCAAAUCUUCCUAAUAUGCCUCCGCCCAUGACACCUCUUCCCACAUCUGAGCAACUGAAAUUUUACGCAGAACUUAUUGCUCACGACAGAAUGAAUUCACCGUUUCCUUUGCCCAAUGGACAAUCACCAUUAAAUAAUAAGAAACCGUAAUUCGAUUCUGGUCUUUAUGUAUACAGUUCAACUGGUCAGAGUGAGAAUGGGUGAGGAACCAUCCCGUCGGUGGAUCUUGAUAAAAGGGGAACUCGUCUGGUGGUUCAACAUUUACAGUAUUUAGGAAACCUCGACGGGAUUUCUGUCGUUGGAGGUGUUUCAGUUGCAUUAAGUGCAUGCCUGUUAUCGAACGAAUGUCAGAACCUUUCUAUAUACUCAAGUUCACUACGACGUGUUGCGGGAGAGUUGAAGCUUGCUGCCUUAUAUAAUCUGUUUAGCUGCGUUGCUUUCAUGCAGCCAGUAGUUAUUCUGCACGUCUCAUUCAGAGCCACAUCGACUUGCUUAGAAUGGGCAGAUCCGCACCAAACGGGACAAGCAUAUUCACUAGCUGAGAAACAUAAGGUUUGAGUUGUUGGUUGGCUUUUUCAGCAGUUGAUUUCUUGUGGUGACUUUGUGUUUAAUACAAUCCCCAAGUAUUAUUACAGAGAACCGCACAUUUGAUAGGUUAUCGUACCAACAUAAAAUGUGUUCGGUCGUUUCUUAUUCAGGUUGACGGAACCUGCAUAUGGACAGAAAAUACACCAACACUAUAAAAUUUUUUUGUCAAAGAUCUUUUAUAGUAUAAAUGAUAUUUUAUGAAAGCACUACGCCACUGCCAGAGUGUUCCUUACAGCAUUACAUAUUUAAAUAUCGGUUUCACAUAUGUCUUUUCGAAAUAUAAAUAGUUUGAUGCAAUCGUCAUGUUUUGUGAAUCGGAGUAUAUUAUAAUAUACCCUUAGUUUUUCUAAGGGUAUGAAUUUUUCGUAUUAUUUAUUUUUUGAAAAUAUUACUUUUAAUUUGGUAUUAUAUAAAUUAUAAAUAUAAUUUGAGGGAUAAAUUGAAAGUGUUAUAUAUUUAAAAAAUUACCUGUAUAUACGAAACAAUUGGAACUAUUGCGUCAUAAUAUCGGAGUCGGACCAUCUUAUAAUAUGAGAAUAUUUUUAAAGACUUUUCAAAAGUGUACAUACAAAGGCCAGAUUCAAGUUUAGUGUCUGUGAUUUAAAUAUAUAUUUAAAUAGUCGACGUAAUACACCAAUUUAGGUUUUGUACAGACUUUUUUCUCGAGUUAGUUGGUUUAAGUUUUGUAAUUGUAGUAGUGUACAUAAUCUUUACUUUUAUAUUUCUAUAUUAAGUGUUAUUGUAUGGCUUAAGCUAUUUGCCACUGAAUAUACCAUAAUAACAA
This is a messenger RNA of Sitophilus oryzae (rice weevil), 9627 nucleotides long. Its product is annotated as AT-rich interactive domain-containing protein 5B-like. Gene Ontology annotation, cellular component: nucleus. Gene Ontology annotation, molecular function: transcription cis-regulatory region binding. Lineage: Eukaryota; Metazoa; Arthropoda; Insecta; Coleoptera; Curculionidae. Gene Ontology annotation, biological process: regulation of transcription by RNA polymerase II. The record is from RefSeq and is a predicted model, not a curated record. The coding region runs from base 1609 to 4764 and encodes 1051 amino acids. The transcript is spliced from 9 exons.